Messenger RNA from Scylla paramamosain (green mud crab), 8532 nucleotides. Its product is annotated as B-cell lymphoma/leukemia 11A-like. Gene Ontology annotation, biological process: regulation of transcription by RNA polymerase II. Gene Ontology annotation, cellular component: nucleus. Bases 1509 to 4292 code for a protein of 927 amino acids. Gene Ontology annotation, molecular function: DNA-binding transcription factor activity; RNA polymerase II cis-regulatory region sequence-specific DNA binding. The record is from RefSeq and is a predicted model, not a curated record. The transcript is spliced from 3 exons. Lineage: Eukaryota; Metazoa; Arthropoda; Malacostraca; Decapoda; Portunidae.
AGGAAGGAGCACCUGGCCGAGUGUUGCUGGGUGUCUGGCGGCGCGCACCAAGGAGGACCUGACGUGUUCCUCCUGCUCUUUGGUACUCGCCGCCUUGUAAUGAGUGUGGUUGUAAGUGACUGUUUGCAUGUAAUUGAUAUGUUCCUGAGUUAGGCUGAUGGUUCGGUACAUCAUCACGAUAAGCAACUAGUCACUUUGCGCUAUUGCAGUAAAAGCUUGCUGGAGCGAUGUCCUGGCUUGCAGCACGGCACUCCUGCACAUGAUAUAAUUCAUUUAAAGAAAAGUGCACAUAGAAGUUUUUAGAAAGCAGAAACUCACCCGAGAUUUCGCAAGAUAAGGCUCAGAUUAUUUCAACAGAGGACACACUUUCAACAAAUGCAUUUAAUCAGUGUCACCAUGCGAUGUUAUCUGAAGGUGCGAUGAUCUUCCUCCGUGCUGUCACCUCCCAGCGCUCCCCGAUGUCUGCACUCACUCCUCGUCUUCUGCCUUGCGAGUGAAUCAAAAGUUGCGUUCCGUUUCAGAGAGAGAUUACGAGGUAGCUGCUAGCAGGCAGCCGCGGCCAGGCGGCGUGUGCUGGUGACGGGCCUAGUGCUGGCCUCCGCCGCUAGAGCCCGCCACCGCCCGAGUCGCGCUGUUUCCCCUCCGUCGCUCUGACCCCGAGCCAGCCAGCCAGCGACCCACCUGCCCGCUCUCCCUCACGCUGAGUAAAACAGCUAUAUGAUAGUCAACCACUACUAUCCCCUGCCCACGGAGAAUAAGACCCAAGGACUAUAGCGUAUGGUGGAGGGAAGCAGGCGGCUCUGACGGAAGCAAAUGACACCAAAGUUACUUCACGCACCACCAGAAUUAUAUAAUGGUUUGGUGGUGCACUAGUCGGCACCUCAAACUCUGCAUUAAUACUUGAUUGUCUUACGAUACCGAUAAUAAAUAAAAAGUCCUGUCGUCUCUGCGUAUGUACCGCGGGAGUGUGAACGUGUCCCUGUACGCGUGAGUGUGUGCAUAAGUGCGUGUGUGAGUGUGGGUGCCUGUGUGUGUGUGGCGGGGGUCGCGACGGGUCCGCUGAGGCAGGGCGGGAGGGUGGACGGAGGGCCCGCCGGCCACCACUGCUCAGUCACCCAGCGGACAUAGCGGCGCACGGUCUUGCCGCACCGCCCAGUUGCCGCUCAGUCCACCACUGGCACCCGACCCAGGCGGCGGCACAUAGCGGCGGCUCCAUCCCUGCCACCGCUCCUGUGGCAUCCCUACCUGAGCCGCCCCCAUGGACCUAUCACUGGAUACUUUGAAUCUGUUGUGGUGAAAUUAAUAAUGUAGAGAAUCAGCCGUUGAAGAUUAUGAAUUUCCGAAACCUUUCCUCGACUUUAAUUUUUGAAGUGUCAAGUGAAGCAAGGAAAUAGAAAAUAGCCGCCAGGAGAGGAAGUCAAGGCGGCGAAGACCCUGUGUGGUGGUGACGCGGGAGGCUGUGAGGACAUGAUACUGAGGUAGGCGAGGACACAGCAGCCACCUCCUGUAUGAAACUCCGCAGUCCUGACUCGGAUAAGAUGGAAGUGUUGUAUCCGGGCAACUUGGCUCUGCUGAGCAUGUUCCUUAAAAACCCAGAGACGGACAAAGGCGAAAUCAAGACGGACGAGGGAAAGCGAGGUGACGGCGCGGGCGAGUGUGCCGAUGUGCUGACGUGUGGAGUGUGUCAGAAGGACUUCCUUUUGGCCGACAUCCUCCGUUUUAUCCAGCACAAGGUCCACAACUGCCAAGCUCCCAGCGCGCCCUGCGGCCAGGACGCGGCCUCCGGGGAGCAGGACGCCCCGGCCAGUGCUCCGCCCUCAGCCACUAGAGACCACAAUGGCGACGUGGGUUCUGAGGGGCCCUCCAACCCGGCCAGUCCCGCCACCGUCACGGGGGACGGUGAUGAUAGUAAGGCCGAUGAGAAACGCAAGAGGGACGACGAAGACGACGCCCCAGCGCGGAAGAAGCCUCGAAGCACUCAGGACGCGGAGGCCAACACCACUGACACCGAGCCUGCUCGGUACGUGUGUGGAACCUGCGGCGCCGUGCUGGGCUCCGCUUGGUCACUGGUGCAGCAUGUCCAGUCUUCGCAUGGCAUCAUCAUCUACCAAGAGGCCCCAGGAGGCAUACCCCUCUCCGCCCCCUCCACGCCGCCCGGCCUGCCGCGGCCCUCUCACUCCUCCCCGCUGGCCUCCGUGUCUUCCACAGCCACCACGGCCUCGGGACCUCAUCCACCCCCACUUCAAUUGCUAGAUCCAUCCAAGGUGGACUUAACCAAGGUAGACAUUACCAAGGUGGAUCUCUCCAAGGUAGAUUUGAGCAAGAUCGCAGCACCGGUGACAUCGGGCGCCACCCCCCUGCCUCCCCACCCCCCAGUGACGGCCCCUCUCCUAGACCCCAGCCACCCAUUCAACCUCUUACGAAUGCCCAUUGGGGACACCCGCGCCCCCUUUCCACCGGGCCUCACCCCACCCUUUGUGCGGCCGGGCCAUGACUUUCGGAUGGACCAGCUGCUUCAGGAGGGAUUGCGCCUCAAUCCCGGCCUGCUUCCUCCGCACUUUGAACGGCCGCCCUUUCUUGACCCCGGGCUGGGCGCACCCCGCCAUGCGGCGCCCACGCCCCUAAAUACAGGCGGUGACCCAAACCUUGACUUCUAUUCCCAGAGGCUGCGGCAAUUGGCCGGCACAACCAGCCCCACCAGCUCCACUUCGCCCCGCAAACCUCUUCCAACUCCUCCCUUCACCUCGCCCAACGGCCCCACUCCUUCCAGCCAGGCACCCUCCCAGACGCCCACUUCUACUCGAACUGAUUCGACAUCGACGGCGUCCAAGCUCCGACGAUUCAAAUGCAUGACUUGCUACAAAAGUUUCCGGUGGGAGAGCAAUUUAGCCAUCCACCAGAGGAUUCACACGGGCGAGAAGGAUUAUCGCUGCCCAAAGUGUCAGGAGACUUUAUCCAACCCCCAGACACUGCGCAUCCAUAUGAAAUCACACAAGAAGAGUUCCUCUACAGAAAGCAACUCUCCGGACUCCUCGCGUCCUCAGACAGAGGACGAUAAUGACGAGGAAGAGGAAGAAGAAGAAGAGGAAGAGGAGGAAGAAGAAGAACCUGAUGAUGACGAGGAAAAUCCUUCUAUUUGUGAUAGUGGAGACGAGGAUGAGGAUAUUGUGGAGGAGGAGAUUGAAGACGAUGAGCCUGAAGACCUCUCUACGACAUCCAAGUCCACUCCGGCGCCUCCCACCCAGAGCGUCUCCUCCAGCACAGCGGAGAACCACAAGAUGCAGCUCGGGGACCAGCAGAGGACUGUCGUGGGAGAGCUUAUUGAUAAGUUUGGUCUUGGUAACAUCUCCGCUUACAGUGAAGCCUAUCAGCAGGCAUUAAAAGAGUCAGGACGUCUGUCUCACCACUAUAUUGGAAAAGACGGUGAAAAAAACCACACUAACGGAAUAGAGAAGUUGAAGUUACGAGAUGAUCUGACGAAGGGCAUGAUGGGCUCCCAGCCAACCCUCGACCUGGCACACCAGACACUUCUGGGGGCGUUUGAUAAUCCUUAUGACGCACAAAAAAGGAUUGCAGCAGCCCAGAGGGACGGAGGCCUCUACGCCGGGCUAUGGUUCCCCAAUCUUGCAGGAACCGGAGCCCCACCAAAAGAUAUAUUUUCUGGCAUGCAAACGUCGGAGGCUAAUUUUUUACACCGAAAACUCAUGCCGGAGGGACCCAUGAAGCCCGGAGACGUGCCGGUGGCCCUCCCGAAGCCGGGCACCAGUUCGGCUCCCGGCACCCCGAUCUCUCUGGUUCCACCGACAAAAAAGGAAAAUCGCAGAAACGAUACUUGUGAGUUUUGUGGCAAAGUGUUCAAGAAUUGCUCGAACCUCACAGUGCACCGCCGAUCACACACAGGAGAAAAACCUUACAAGUGUGACCUGUGUAGCUACGCGUGUGCCCAGAGUUCAAAGUUAACGCGGCACAUGAAGACACACGGCCGCAUGGGCAAGGACGUGUACCGCUGUCGUUUCUGUGACAUGCCUUUCAGUGUGGCAUCAACUCUAGAAAAACAUAUGAGGAAAUGUGUCGUAAAUCAAAACAAGAAAGGUUUAUUCCCACCACUGUCAGCCGGUGGCCACGAAGGACUGGACUCCUACAAGGGACUCCACUUCACGCCCGUCAUUAGCGAUGACUCCUCCAAGUCGAGCAGUCUGUUUUCACCGCACUUCAACACCACGCCCACCGCCGCCACCACGCCUAAUGACGAUACAGGAGAUUCAUCAAACCUGUCGGGCCCCGGAUCUUGAGAAUGGGCCCCCUUGGCAGCCCCCCAUCUGCCGCCGCCAGGAAGCCAGGGUCUCGCUCCCCCAACCAUGCGAUUCCCAAGGGCACCCACUCACCCCUGGGUUCAGUCUGGUCGCCCACCACCACCACUCCUGCUGCGAGGAGUGUCUGGGCCCAUGGCUCCCUCUGCACCCCCCUGGACUCCACCUGUGACGCCGCGCCCACCAGGGACGCCACCCAGCACCUCGGCGUCGCCCACCUGACCGGCGGCGGCGGCAGCAGCGGCAGGGCGGGCGGCAUAGCCCGCACAUUCCCACACCUCGCGUUACGUGACUUCCCAAUGAGCGGUGCCCUUCCUGCCUUCGCGUGGUGUAGGGCGCCUCAACAAGCUAGUCCUGUGUGUUGUGCGACGGUGGCGGCAGCAGCAGUAGCAGCACGCCCACACUUGGCCCAUUGUUCCUAUUGAUGUUAUAUGUUGUGUAGUGUGUGUUGUCUUACCAUGACUGGUCACAACAGUGACAGAAGGUGCGCUUAUCCUAGAGUGUGUCUGCCACCGACAGCUGAACCAAACUGGUACAAACACCAGAUACCCCGUCACAGCUGCUGUGCACCGGUGUCACCAUCAGCUGACCCUUACCGGUGCUACGAACGUUCCCCAGCCAGUCAGCCACGAGGAGCCUGCAUCACUCGUGCACUUCACUGACGGAAGAUCAAUCACAGACUACCAAACAAUUACCAUGUCUAAAGCUACGUGAGGCUUCUAGGUUAUCUAUACGCAGUUUCUUGCUCAAUACUGUGAAGCGACAGACAAGGAACCUUCAGCACCUGUGAGGCAAAACAAAAGGAGGCCCAGAUGAUCUCUUCAACUGUGUUAAUCCACCAGAUAUUUUGAGUUGUGUAUUCGACUGAGAUAGGAAGUUUGUUAUUGUGUUAUUGAUAUUUUUAGAGAGAGGAAAGAAUAGCGUAGCUAUUUGGUGCAAAGAUGGCGCCCCUUCACCUCAGGGAUGCCAACACUGUCUGCGUGGGUGGUUGCCGGUACUGUAACAACUAUAAUGUGAAGCUUAAUCAGUUUCAUGGUUUCAUCCUGAACACUUCUCUAGGUAACGUAACUAGCAGUGGUCAUGAUCCUCGAGACUAACAUAACAUAGCACCUUGGUUGUCAAACAUUUCAAGACUUUUGUUUCACUAAGUUCAUUCAACCUAUUAAAAUCUAAUUAAUGCUGCCGAGCGUGCUCUGAGGGAAGAGGUUAGCGCCACAGUAACUCUGCGCCUCCCCUGAUGCGCCGCGAUGGAGCACUGCGCCGGCACCAUCCAGAUGCAGGUUCGCACUGGGAAUCAGAUCUUCGAUUUUCCUGCAAAAGAUCGACUGAUCAAUAGACUUGUUGCUGUCUGCCAUCCAGAUUUUGUUUGGUGUGAUCCAACCAAAGCAAUUAAUGUACUGUUAUAAUAGCAAUCUGACUCCUAACCACACUCCUCCCAGUGAGCGAGUACAGGCGUGGCUCAGUGAUCCGCGAAUGUAGAAAAUCAAUACUGUUAUAAAAUGUCACGUUCCAGAGAAAAUGUAAUAUAUGCACACACUUCACCACCCCGGGGCACGAGUGGCGGCCGCGGGGUGGGGGGAGGGACCGCGGAUGGUCAGCUGCUCACUGUGGGGGUCACCGAGGUGCCCAGGUGACGGGGUGAGGGCAGGUGAGAUGACCGUAGUAAUGGUGGUCACAUCUUGACAAAUUAUGUUACUCUUGUCAACACUUAUAUUUUUUUGGUAAUUUAAACUAAUAUUUUGAUUUAGUUCAUGUCAGAAAGUGCUAGUGCCAUCUCGGGUCAUCUUAGGUCACCUCAGUCUUGCCCUUCACUCUCAGAUCGCGCUAUGCCGUCACCGCCAGACCACGCUUAGCAGGUUGUUUGAGUUGCGCAGUUCACCUCCUUGUUUUCUAUUAUCACUUGGUAUUUGAGGCACUGUCUUCACUCUUGUUUCCUCGGAUCCUUGUUGCCAGAAGACAGACUCGCGUGUUCCGUCUUGGGCUCCAUCAGUAUUAUCUUGUUUUUUUUUCAUCAAUUUCCUCUUUUCCCGCUUUCCUUUCUUUAUUUUUGACGUUUUGCGCAUCGAACGUAUCGGAAAGGACGCGCUAACUGCUCUAUAGAUAGUUUAUUAUAUUUUGUUUGCAUUAACUACAUUCCUUUAUUGUUUACUUUUGAUCGCUUCAGGUUACGCGUCAGAUUUACUACUGUUUCUUUGGUUUUUCGUAAGAGUUUACAUUUUUCUUAUAUUAAUACUUUCACUUUUGUUAAUCCGCACAGAAACAAUUACUUCGAAUCAUCUGUCGAUAUUUUCUGGAGAAGGUUAGUGCGUGCCAUAUGAGGACGGUUUUCAUCCUAUUGGUAUGGAAUGCGAGAUUUGCGUCAUUUGACCUUUAGUAAAAAAAAAAAAAAAAGAAAAGAAAAAAGAAAAAACUGUUACUGUACUACAAGGAAAACUACAUCAUUUUCAAUCCAGUCGGAGUGAAAUUUGAAAUCUCUCUCUCUCUCAUCUUACCUUUUACUUUCAUCUCUUGUAUAGCGGGAGCAUUGGUUACCUGGGCUUUAAUUUGUCUGCUUCCAAGGGGACUGCAAGCUGUUAAUGGUUUCUGGGUCCCCCUUGUGUAGCCUCCUGAGGGUGCCCCGCGGUGGCCUCGGGUCCUGUGUAGGGUGUGGCCGCGGCCCGCCCAGCCAAGGCGCCCUCAUCUCCCUCGAACGUGGGUUUCGAGCUUCUCAUGAUGUAAGCUUCAUGAUGUCCACAGUAUGGGGCUGAAGCCUCUCAUAAUAAAACCAAAGAUAACGACUAAAAUGCUCCCCGCCCACACCCCGCCCGCCUGCCUGUGGUGGGUGGGCGGGGCCCGGGCGGAAAGGCUGCAUUUUGGACCAGUUCUACCCUGUAAAUAGUGUACAUAAGAUAGUUUAUAUUUGUAUAUGUAACUAUAGAUUAUUACUGAUAUGAACUUUAUCUCAAAAUUUGUACAAUUGGUGGUUAUGUCAACACUUCUACAAAGACCCAUCUCUGCACCAAAUAACUCACUGAUUUUUUUUUUUUUUUGAUUUCAAAGUGUUUUCUUGUCUUACUAUAUUUUUGAAUCAGCAGUCUUGAAGAUCUGUUGGAAAUAGAUCUAAACUGCACAUAGGAUUAAUUGAUAUGGUGUCCAAUGAUUGGUGGCGUCGGGCCCUCCUGCGGCAGCCUGCAGGGCACCGCCUUGGUGGGUGGAGGACGGCACGCCAGCAUCUGCCCUCCGCGGGUGGCGGUCUGCACUGCAUGACCAGGCACACCAUGUCACUGGCCAGACGAGUAUUGCGACAGGGUAAGGGCUGGACCGCGUGUGCUGCCUGCAGGACCCUGGCCGCCUUCUAGGCCUCCACGGGCAGCCUGGCUCGAGGAUGAUACUGAUGUGGACAUCGAGUGGCACUCCAUGGUAUCAGAUCGACAGAGUAGACAGCCAGGCAGCCUAGGUGCCUCCACGCCUGUUGGGGGACGCUUGACUGCCUGCUGGACACUGGGCCGGGCGGGCUGCUGUGGACCAGUAGGCGCUGGCCGGCGGCUCGCUGCCUCACUCGCUCAGAGCUACCGUGUAAAACAUCUGUGUUCUGUAUUCUUGAAUUGGGGUCAACCCGUUGUUAAUUGUAUGCACAGUUUUUAUUGUAAUUAAGGUAGUGAAAUGAAAUUAUCUUACUUGUAAAAAGAUGACUGUACCGAACACUGAUUUUUAUUAAUGUUGUUUACAAUCACUGUGAAGCAGAAACUUUAGUGUCACUAAUAAAGACUGAGAGAAUUCCGUGGCGUUGCUUACCCGAGUGACCAAAGCGCUUGUACCUGCUGUCAAUGUCAGCUUCCGGGGGCCGCCGGGUGCUGUUGUCCCUUCCAAGGUCGUGCUUGAGGGGGGACGCUCGCCCCGCGGCAAACGGGGGCGUGCUGUACGGCACGAAGGAAAUAACUGACCAUUUAGUUUCUGCAGUUUGAAACAAACCCGCGUGUAACAUGCUUUUUAUCGAUGGUGCAACAAAAAUAAAUAUAAAUCUCCUAUGUAGGAUUCAGUCAGUCGCUCGAUCCUCUGCUGGCGAUAGUCACUUGUUUCCUAUGUACGAUCCAGCAACUCUACUAAACCGGAGGAAAAUGGUGGAGGACCUGUGCUAUUUCUACUACACAUUGUUCUCAUCUAUUUAUUAGAUUACAAUUGGCGUGAGGAAACAAAACCUUUGUACAUGUAGAGUUGAAUAAAUGUAUUUAUCUUCGUCCAA